Cherax quadricarinatus is the source of this 1102-nucleotide messenger RNA. Its product is annotated as Rieske domain-containing protein. Gene Ontology annotation, molecular function: 2 iron, 2 sulfur cluster binding. The record is from RefSeq and is a predicted model, not a curated record. Lineage: Eukaryota; Metazoa; Arthropoda; Malacostraca; Decapoda; Parastacidae.
AACCCAACAAGAUUAUGGUUAUGGUCUUGUGUGAGGUCACUUAUAUGGUCACUCGUGUGAGGUCAUUCUGUGAAGUCGCGUGUGUGAGGUCACUCGUGUGCAGUUACGUGUAUGAGGUCACUCGUGAGAGGUUACUCGUGUGAAGUCACGUGUAUGAGAUCACUCGUGUGGUCACGAGUGAGGUUACUCUUGAGGUCACACGUGUGGUCAGUCGUGCGAGGUCACUUGUAUGAAGUCACAUGUGUGAGGUUACUCGUGUGGUCACUUGUGUGAAGUUACUCGUGGGACAUCACACGUGAGGUCACUCGUGAAACGUCACUUGUGAGGUCACUCAUGGGCCGUCACUUAAGGUCACUCGUGGGACGUUACUAAAGAUCACUUGUGGGACGUCACUUAGGGUCACUCGUGUGAGGUCACUUGUGUGAGGUCACUUGUGUGAUGCCGUGACUGAUGGGGUCAGUCUUGUGGUCCUCACACUGCUACUCAUCAUGGAGUCUAAGAGAGAGACUUACUAUUUUCAUGUUGAUAAUGUCACAGUUCAUGACUUGUAUGACUGGGCUCAUGGAAGCCAGGACUCAGUUGAGGUGGUUGUCUCACACAAAAUGGGCAGUUGGCAGAACAGCGUAUCAAAAUCACCAAGACGCAGAGCAACCCUUAGAACUGGCUGUCUGGUGAAAGUAAAUGAACAAGAAGUGGCACUUUUCCGUUUUGGUAAUGUUGUUUAUGCCAUAUCUGAACACUGCCCCCAUUCAGGGGGACCCCUACACAUAGGAGACAUAGAGAGCCUUCCUGACCAGUCACUUUGUGUCAGGUGUCCAUAUCAUGGUUGGAAAUUUAACCUCGUGACAGGUAGAUGUCACCAUCCAAAGACACGACAAGAUUUAUCUGCCAUGGUUUUUCCAGUAAAAGUCAACCCACAAAAUGGGGAAUUGGAUAUUGGAUUUAGUGAGUUUAAUCCAUUCUAUUUCACCACACCUCUAGCUUGAAACUUUUGUUAAGAAUUGUUAUAUUUCAGAGAGCAUAUUUUUAUUUAUAUAUGUGUAUAUAUAUAUACAAUUUUUUUUCUUAUGUAUAUGAUUUGAAAUAAAUUUUGAGAUUUUCA